GGAUGCGAUGAGUAUUGUGGAACGACACAUCCAUCACUCCUCGUGGCGUGAUGACAACAGUGAACGAACAAGAAGCCGCGGACCUUCCGCUGUAAAUAAAGCAGCACAAGCCGGACUUUCCUUCGAGUCGUUGAUUCUGGUUGUCAACCAAAAGUCUGCGGAAAACUAGACUAGCUUGUUCUUCACAUUCCGCUGGUAGCAUGCCACUCUUUCGUUCAUCGUCUCUUAUCAUGGCUGCCAUUCUGAGUAGUUGCUGUUGGAUGCGGUCCUGUCGUGCGUUUGUUGGUCCUGCUUCUAGCAUUAGUACCAGUGCGGCGAUCCAAAGACUGACUACGCCUUUGUCUCGUCACGGCCCGCUCUUUUCGACGGCGUCCAAGAAGGAGGCCGAGGCUCCCAGCGAUGUAGUCGUUGCCGAAGCCUUGACGUAUUCCAUGGAAGACGUCGUCGGCUUGUGCAAACGGCGGGGAAUCAUUUUCCCAUCGUCCGAAAUAUAUAACGGUUACGCCGGAUUCUAUGAUUACGGCCCGCUCGGCAGCGAACUCAAAAAGAACGUCAAGGAUGCCUGGUGGAAGAAUUUCGUCAUGAUGCGCGAGGACGUCGUUGGUGUCGACUCCUCCAUUAUUCACAAUCCGGAGACCUGGAAAUCGAGUGGCCACGUCGACGGCUUUUCCGACCCCAUGGUGGAUUGUAAGGAAACCAAACUCCGGUACCGGGCCGACCAGCUAUUCUACGCCCCCGUCAUGGUGAGUGGCGAAGCAGAAGUUCUCGGAUACUUGUGUGUCCAGGAAGCUAAUGAAGCGGACAUGGCCAAGGAGGCGAAAAAACAAGCCAAGGCGCUGCUCAAAUCGUUGGACCGCAAAGGCGAAACCGUCCAAGAGCCGUUCGACUUUCGUGAAGUAGUGGAAGCGACCGAAGCCGAAAUGGCCCAAAUACCGUCUCCUGGCUCCGGUAAACCAACACUCACCAUGCCACGAGCCUUCAACCUCAUGUUCCAAACGCAAGUGGGGGCCUUGUCCGACGCGGCAUCCGUGGCUUACUUGCGACCGGAAACGGCUCAAGGCAUCUUUCUGAAUUUCAAAAACGUACUGACCACCUCGCGACAGAAAAUACCUUUUGGAAUUGCCCAGAUUGGUAAGGCCUUUCGCAACGAAAUCACCCCCCGAAAUUUCAUUUUUCGGUCACGCGAAUUUGAACAAAUGGAAGUCGAAUACUUUAUCCCACCCGGCGAUGAAGUUUGGCCGGCGUUUCAUCAGCAAUGGAUAGAUGAUUCAAGGGCGUUCCUGCUUUCCAUUGGAUUGCAGGAAGAAUUGCUCGGAUGGGAUGUGCACGAGGGGGACAAGUUAGCGCAUUAUGCACAAGCCUGUACCGAUAUCACUUUUAGAUUUCCGUUCGGUGAACAAGAACUUAUGGGAAUUGCCGCGCGUGGCAAUUACGAUUUAUCGCAACACUCGGAGGGAUCCGGCAAGACCUGCUCCGGCGUAGGAACGCUCGAGGCGUUUCGGGCUUUCUUAAACUCAUAUGCCAUUUGCUUCAAUUCUGUAGGUCUGGAAUACUACGACGAACAGACCAAAGAAAAAUAUAUUCCGCAUUGCAUUGAACCGUCGCUCGGUGUCGAUCGUCUAAUGCUGGCCUUGAUUUGCUCGGCGUACGCAGAAGACGAAGUAGGCGGAGAGAAACGUAGUUUGCUCAAGUUUGACCCAAAGAUUGCACCCAUCAAGGUUGCCGUCUUGCCUUUGUUGAAAAACAAGGAAGAGCUAGUGUCGGUUGCCCGGGACUUAUUCGAUAAACUUCGUCGUAGGUGGAACUGUCAAUAUGAUGCUGCGGGUGCUAUUGGACGGCGGUACCGGCGAGCGGAUGAAGUCGGUACACCUUACUGCGUUACGAUUGACUUUGAUACAAUUGAAACGGAUAACGCCGUCACAAUUCGCGAUAGGGAUACGACGGAUCAAGUCCGAAUUCCGCUUAAAGAUGUGAUUUCGUACUUGAGCGAACGUAUCGACGGAUACUAAAGAUAAAAAACGCUUGUCUUAUUGCUUC
Phaeodactylum tricornutum CCAP 1055/1 is the source of this 2037-nucleotide messenger RNA. RefSeq lists its product with no specific name. The transcript has 3 exons. The record is from RefSeq and is a predicted model, not a curated record. Gene Ontology annotation, molecular function: ATP binding; glycine-tRNA ligase activity. Lineage: Eukaryota; Bacillariophyta; Bacillariophyceae; Surirellales; Neidiaceae. Gene Ontology annotation, biological process: glycyl-tRNA aminoacylation; mitochondrial DNA replication. The coding region runs from base 201 to 2009 and encodes 602 amino acids. Gene Ontology annotation, cellular component: mitochondrion; cytoplasm.